AUGGCGCGAAAAGCAAUAGCAAAAGAUCAAAUCGUCAAAUUGAUCGUAGGCGCGGGGCAAGCGUCGCCCUCGCCGCCCGUUGGUCCCGCGCUAGGAAGUAAAGGUGUGAAGAGCAUGGAUUUCUGCAAAGAGUUCAACGCCCGCACCGCCCACUACACCCCCGGCACCCCCAUCCCCGCACGCAUAACAGUCCGCCCCGACCGCUCCUUCCACUUCCAACUGCGCACACCCCCGACCGCAACCCUGCUCCUCUCCGCCGCCGGCGUGCUCCCCACCAAGAACAAGAUAAGAGGAGCCGGAAACGUGCCGGGACCCAUGAACAACCAUGACGGGCAAAAAGGAAAGACGAGCACAAGUAGUCCGACGGUGGGCAAUGCGGUGAAAGGGACGGUGGGCACGGUUAGUCUGAAGCAUGUGUAUGAGAUUGCGAAGAUUAAGCAUGGCGAGACGAGGUUGAGUGGGUUGAGCUUGGAGGGUGUGGCGAGGAGUGUGGUGGGGCAGGCGGGGAGUAUUGGGGUGGUGGUUGUGCCGUAG
Molecule: messenger RNA, 534 nt
Organism: Alternaria ventricosa
Lineage: Eukaryota; Fungi; Ascomycota; Dothideomycetes; Pleosporales; Pleosporaceae
Exons: 2
Coding region: 1-534 (177 amino acids)
Biological process (GO): translation
Cellular component (GO): ribosome; mitochondrial large ribosomal subunit
Molecular function (GO): large ribosomal subunit rRNA binding; structural constituent of ribosome
Source: RefSeq, a predicted model, not a curated record